UUGGACUUCACAGUUCGUCUCCGUCGUCGUCGAUCGAUUCUUCAUCUGUUUUCGCAAGGAAUCCGCCAGGAAACUGUAGUUUGUUCAAAUGAAGUGACCCACUAGAAUAUUCCCUAAAAAUUUAGUAAUAAGUGAACUUAGCUGUGAUUCUUACCUUGGAGGAACAAGCUACAGUGUUUCUGAGUUUCCCGAGUCAUCCGUGGCUGUGAGUUCGGUGGAUUGUUCCGGUUCGCUAAGGCGCUCCAUAGGAUAUACCUAGCACGAAUUGGAAAGAUGUCUGCCGGUCCAGUGCUACUGUUGUCCGUACUCCUCUCUGGAUACAUCUACUGGAGUCUCGCUCAACCCACCAACGUCCUCGAAAUCCGCUGCAAGCUCUACUCGGCCCCGGCCGUCCAGAACACCGGCGAGUGCGUCCACGGAGCCGAGCUGAAUCCCUGCGGGAAGCUAUCGUGCCUAAAAGGGGUGGGCGACAAGUGCGGCGAGAGUACCGCCGGGAUCAUCAUGUCCGGCAAGUGCGCCAGCGGUCUGAUGUGCUGCGGCGGGCAGUGCGUCGGCUGUAAGAACGGAAUUUGCGACCACCGGUUGUGCCCACCGCGUCUCACCAUGAACGGUCACCAUCCGUUCGGGCUGGGACUGAUGGCCGGCAGCUCGCAACAGCAGCAACCCGUCGGGGUGUUCCCCUCGCUGUACAAGAUGUUCGAUUACUAUAGCAGCGAGUCGGAGUAGAGGGGGCAGGAUUUGUUUGGAAUCUCAUGAAUACAAUUUUGUUUAGGUGGGUGGGGAUAGACUGAGGAAAUUCCAUUUUUAAUCUGUAGGAUAUGAAAUAGUAGUUGUUAUACCAAGAAACUUGAACCAAUAUGCAAUGGUAGCCAUAUUAUUCUAAUCAAAGCAGGUCACGGAUGCUAAAAGUACAAAGUAGGCGCUGGCGGAGCGGGGAAUUGUUGCGAAAUUAGGACGUAGGACGUACGUACAUUAUACAUAUAACCGUAGCAAAUGUCUAAACACACAUAUGUAACACUCUAGUAGAACCAAUGAACCAAUUUGUAUGAAAUUUAUAGCGGACAAAACAAACAAAAAAAUUGAUGUGAUAUUAAUGCAUACAGAAAAUGCCAAAAAUGACGCACCAAAUAAA
Messenger RNA from Aedes albopictus (Asian tiger mosquito), 1132 nucleotides. RefSeq lists its product as uncharacterized. The record is from RefSeq and is a predicted model, not a curated record. Bases 274 to 726 code for a protein of 150 amino acids. Lineage: Eukaryota; Metazoa; Arthropoda; Insecta; Diptera; Culicidae. The transcript is spliced from 2 exons.